Molecule: messenger RNA, 1555 nt
Organism: Sesamum indicum (sesame)
Lineage: Eukaryota; Viridiplantae; Streptophyta; Magnoliopsida; Lamiales; Pedaliaceae
Molecular function (GO): lipid binding
Source: RefSeq, a predicted model, not a curated record
AUGGCUUUGGUUUCUGCUUUUCUUGAGAUUUUACAAAGACCCACAAUUGGAGAUGUGAUGUUUGAGCUGAUGGGGUUCAUGGCGCCCAUCUGGGUAGCUGUACUUGUCGGUGUUUUGGUGGGUUGGGCAUGGAAGCCUAAAUGGGCUAAUUUGAAUGUGGAUUUUGUUGAUUCAACUGCAAAUAAAGGAGGCACUAAGAAAUCAGUGAUGGUACUCCCUCAGUUUGCUGCCUCCAUCCCAAGCUUGAGCUCAUUGAAACGGCAAAUGCCGGCCUGCGUUUCUUGGAUAUCUGAAUUUGGGCUUGAGAAAGAAAAUUCAUCCGUGCCUUCUGUUUCAAGUGCUGAUUACAGUUCAUCAAAGUUGGAGAAUGAGAAAUCAAGUCUUGUGAAUGCGGAUGAUCUUAAGCAUUUGCACAAAUUAGUUGAAGAAACCGAUGGCGGCCCUGCUUGGAUCCAGAUGAUGGAUCGGUCAACAACUAAUAUGAGUUACCAAGCUUGGAGAAGAGAUCCUGAGAAUGGUCCGCCGCAAUAUCGUAGUAGAACUGUUUAUGAAGAUGCCACUCCUGAAAUGCUAAGGGAUUUCUUCUGGGAUGACGAGUUCAGAUUAAAAUGGGAUGAUAUGCUUAUACAUGCUGAAACUCUGGAGGAAUGCCCCACCACCGGGGCAAUGCUCGUUCAGUGGGUGCGGAAGUUUCCCUUCUUCUGUAGUGACAGAGAAUACAUCAUUGGCCGCCGCAUUUGGGAAUCUGGACAAACUUAUUACUGUGUAACAAAGGGUGUGCCAUGUUCCUCUGUGCCACGUCGCAACAAACCAAGACGAGUGGAUUUAUACUAUUCUAGUUGGUGUAUUCGUGCAGCUGAAUCAAAAAGAGAUGGGCGGUUGACUGCUUGCGAGGUUCUACUCUUCCAUCACGAAGACAUGGGCAUUCCAUGGGAAAUUGCAAAACUGGGAGUCCGGCAAGGCAUGUGGGGUGCUGUCAAGAAGAUCGACCCAGGCUUGCGCGCCUACCAGAAGCACAGGGCAUCUGGAGCUCCACUUUCUCGCAGUGCUUGCAUGGCUCAAAUCAACACUAAAUUUAUGGUCGACUCUCUCGAAUCCCUGGAGAGCAGAAGUGGCGCAUCAGAGGCUGAACCUCUCGCCUCAGUGGAUAAGCCAUCGGGGCGAGGUAUCCCAAGGGUGCUAGUCGUUGGUGGGGCGAUUGCCCUUGCUUGUACAAUUGAUCGAGGGCUCUUGACAAAGGCUGUUUUAUUCGGGGUUGCAAGACGGUUUGCAAGAAUAGGUAGGUGACUAUGACACAAGGCCUACCGCGUCGUGCUAAAUGAUGUCAUCACGACCGGCUCAAUUGCACCAACUGAUAACCAUCUCAAGGGUCGUCCGUGCAGUAUUUUUAAAAGACGCAAGCUUAUAAGCAUGCAUCUCUUAUUACUGAGCCAUAAUGUGGCUAAAUGUCGGGAAUAGACAACAAAUGGUGCUGAGGCAUUUAUUGAAAAAUUCGAGUUUGUUAAGAAAUUCUCAUGCUGGGAAAUAACAGAUAUAUUCUCUUUAUUCCUGAUCA